AUGAGUGAAAUGAAAGAAGAUGAAAAAAAGUUUUUCAAAAGCCCUGUUGAAACUGCUCUCAACUAUAUCACCCAUCUAUCUCAGGUGUGCAUGUUCCAGAAGGGACAGAUGGAGCUUUUAGUUUCUUUCUACAAACACAAUGCUUCAAAAGCAGAGGGAGCUCUUCAGGAAGCUCACCAGAAACGAACUAUCCAGGAAAAGAAUUUGGAGGCAAUACGGAGAGAGAACAGGGAACUGAAGAAAAAGUGGGACAACAUGAAGGCUUUUCCGAGACACCGCCAGAGUAGCAGAAACAGCACUCCAAGGCCAGUUGGUGUCACACAUCCAUCACCCAGAGUUACACCACAACCUAUUUCCCAGCACUCCAGUGAGGUAGUCAGUCGCUCAUCUUCCAUGGAUGCAAUCUCUUCCAGAAUCAGCCAGCUAUCAAACUGGCAACAUGCCACAGGAUCCACUAGGAUGACCCCAACUGACUCUAUAAAUGCUACUCCUUCUCCAGGUUCCACUCAAAGUUUAUUCUUCAGGGCUUCUCCUGCCUUUUCUCACACCUCCAGCAUGACUGUCAACUCACACACGCCUACGGCGAGGCAAAAUCAAAGUGCUAGGCAGCAACAAGAAACCCCAUACAUCAACCUCAACAUCUUCUCUGAUCAGACAGAGGGGGUUUCUAUGCCAGAACAGCGUAACAUUGAGAGACCUCAGCCUAUACAGCUGAGAUUCACCCCUCGCUCCUUUCACUGCAGGCAUUCAUCCAACAGCCAAGCCCACCAACAAAGAUAGGGAAGACGAAAACUACUCUCUGCUUACCAAUCUCAACAUGGGCAAGAUGGUAUUUCCUGUCCCUGCAUAAACUCUGCCGAAUUUUUAGGGCCU
This is a messenger RNA of Zootoca vivipara (common lizard), 873 nucleotides long. NCBI's taxonomy places the organism in Eukaryota, Metazoa, Chordata, Lepidosauria, Squamata, Lacertidae. The record is from RefSeq and is a predicted model, not a curated record.